AUGGAUCUCACCGUGAUCAAGACGAUUUUCCGCAUCCCUAUGACUAUCCUAUCAACCCUUUUCGUGCGGUACCAUGCGUUGCCUUCACUAAUAUUCAGGACCAUGAUGUGGUUCAAACGUCAUAGAAGGGGUGUGAAAGUGGAGCACGUGGAUUGUGAUGGCUACCGAUUCAGUUACUUCACGCGGGGGCAGCCCGGACCUCGGCCAUCCAUGCUGAUGCUUCAUGGUUUCUCUCUCGACAAAAACAUAUGGUUAAAUACAAUCCAACUCUUUCCUCGUAACCUCCACUUGAUCUGCCUUGACAUGCCCGGUCAUGGAGAAACCACUCGACUGCUGGGGGAAAGCUACACAGCUGCAGCUCAGACUAAACGGAUACACCAGUUUGUUGAGGCCAUUGGCCUGAGCAAAAAGCCUUUUCACCUGGUUGGCAUGUCUAUGGGAGGAAUGGUUGCCGGCGUUUAUGCUGCUCAGUACCCAUCUGAGAUUUUCUCCUUGUCCCUCCUUUGCCCAGCAGGUCUAAAGUAUCCAACAGAAAACGAAUUCUUCAUGCGCUUAAAAGAGCUGAUUCAGGCCAAGAACCCUGAGGAUACUACUCUUAUUCCAGUGACUGACAAGCAGAGCAAACACUUGUUCAAACUCUGCUUGCAUCGCCCCAACAUUAUAAACACACAGCUGCUGAAGGCUUAUCUCGAUGAUCGGAGACCACAUAAGAUGUUUUUCAUAACAUGUUUCUUAGACGUCUCCAGUGCUAAGUCCAGAUACAGCCUUCACGACAAUAUGAGCAAGAUUAAGGCACCUACACAGAUCAUUUGGGGACGGAGUGACAAGGGCCACCAGAAUGUGAAGAGAGGGCAGAAAGUGAAGGCAGGCCGCCAACACAAAGCACUUAUGUUGGACAAGGAUCAAAGGCAGAUAUUCAAGAGGAAGUUAAUAGCCUGGAAAGAAAGUCAUGAGAAUGGAAAAGCUGAUUCCCAAUUACCUGCUGCCUGGAACAUUUUGCACCUUCGGUUAUACAAAAUUGAAAAACGAAGCAAAACAAAAUCCUCGGUAUUUUGCUCAACGGGAAAUUUGAUUGGCUGCGGCAUACUGACAAUUGCUACCAGAAUUGAUUAAGGAUGGUUGUAACAGAACUAGGCUAACCCAACUGCAUCCAAAAGACUUGGGGUGAAAAAGAAGAACAGCUCUGUAAAACCAUAGGCUUAACUCCUGCAUAUCAGUCAAUACCAGUGUAGCACCACAAGAAAGCCCCACAACAACCUCUUUGGGACAGGCUUCCCACAGCUAUAGGACAGGUGCUGAGAACAUCCAUCUGCAUGCUACAACUUGACGUGGGAAGAAUGAGCACCAAUUUCUUGCCAGAUCAGAGAUUGUAUAAUAACGAGUCUUUUUGCUAAAGUCGGGAAUACCUCAUGUUGUAACAAUGCCGUGUGGAAAUAUGGGGAAAGUGUUAGAAUAUCAGAUACAGUGGUACCUUGGGUUACAUAUGCUUCGGGUUACAUACGCUUCAGGUUACAGACUCUGCUAAGUCAGAAAUAGUACCUCAGGUUAAGAACUUUGCUUCAGGAUAAGAACAGAAAUUGUGCUCCGGUGGCAUGGCGGCGGCAGGAGGCCCCAUUAGCUAAAGUGGUGCGUCAGGUUAAGAACAGUUUCAGGUUAAGAAUGGACCUCCAGAACGAAUUAAGAACUUAACCCGAGGUACCACUGUACAGU
Molecule: messenger RNA, 1710 nt
Organism: Podarcis raffonei (Aeolian wall lizard)
Lineage: Eukaryota; Metazoa; Chordata; Lepidosauria; Squamata; Lacertidae
Product: monoacylglycerol lipase ABHD6-like
Exons: 11
Coding region: 1-1113 (370 amino acids)
Source: RefSeq, a predicted model, not a curated record